Messenger RNA from Penicilliopsis zonata CBS 506.65, 1310 nucleotides. RefSeq lists its product as hypothetical. The coding region runs from base 109 to 987 and encodes 292 amino acids. The record is from RefSeq and is a predicted model, not a curated record. The transcript has 3 exons. Lineage: Eukaryota; Fungi; Ascomycota; Eurotiomycetes; Eurotiales; Aspergillaceae. Gene Ontology annotation, molecular function: phosphatase activity.
CUGGAACUCCUGUUCGUUACUAGUAUUUAGACAACUGUCGCUGUCCCUUGGCAAAAGAGGGUUUCUGCCAUUCUUUUCUCUUUCUUUCUCUUCUAGACUGUAUAUACAAUGGCCUCCGCCUCCCCCAUCACGGCCCCCGUACGGGCUUGUCUCUUCGACAUGGAUGGCCUCCUAAUCGACUCCGAGGAUCUUUACUCGGCUGUCACUAACAAAAUUCUGCACGAGUACGGAAAGCCAUCGCUCCCAUGGUCAAUCAAGGCUCAGCUGCAGGGAAGGCCGGCGCCUGAGGCGACCAAAAUCUUCCAUGAGUGGGCUCAGCUCCCCAUCUCCCAUGAGGAGUACGCACAGAAACAAGUCGCUCUGCAGCGCGAAUACUUCCCUCGGUCUCAGCCACUCCCUGGUGUCAUGACAUUGCUUUCCAAGCUGGUCGCAACCCAGUCGACUGAUAAGCCCGUGUAUAUUGCGCUGGCAACCUCAUCUCACAAGGCAAACUUCAAGCUGAAGUCUGACCACUUGCCAGAGCUGUUCUCUGCAUUUCCCGAGUCUGAGCGUGUUCUGGGAGACGAUCCCCGGAUCGGAAAGGGGCGUGGUAAACCUCUGCCAGACAUCUAUCUGCUCGCACUGGAAACGAUCAACGCAAAUCUUCGGCAGAAGGGCGAGAAGGAGAUCUCGCCCAGCGAGUGUCUUGUCUUCGAAGAUGCCGUCCCCGGCGUUGAGGCCGGCCGUAGAGCAGGGAUGAGAGUGGUCUGGUGCCCUCAUCCGGGUCUUUUGGAAGCAUACACGGGCCGCGAGGAAGAAGUCCUGGCCGGCUUGACGGGUCAGCACAAAGAGGAAGAGAAGUCCGCGGCGGAGAAAGAGGCGGAGGCUCUUCAAGCCUGGAGAGUACAGGGCUCUGGAUCGCCUGGCCAGUUAAAUGAUGGGAUGGGAGAGCUUCUUACCACGCUCGAGAAUUUCCCGUAUGAGAAGUACGGCAUUUACGUGGCGUAAAUCAAGGACCAAGGUUUCAUCAAAUUUCUCUAGGAAACUGAACUUCCUGUGGCACAUAAACCAAACGAAGACAAGAUAUCCUUCAAGAAAGAAAACAGAAAGAAAAAUCUAGCGAGGCGCUGAGAAAUGAAAGCUUCAAGGGCGUAGGGGAGGUUUUGUCUUGAAGGGCUGAAGCAGUAAUGAUUAAGAAAUAAAUUAAACGCGUCAUUAUGCAUAACCUUGAAGUGUAAACUAGAGUAAAAUAACAUAAGGCAGUUGGAGGGGAUUCGGAAGCAAGAACCAUCGCCAGAAAGAAGAGAUAUCUAUCAGCAGUAAACACGCCA